Messenger RNA from Drosophila guanche, 4005 nucleotides. RefSeq names its product protein folded gastrulation. The transcript is spliced from 4 exons. NCBI's taxonomy places the organism in Eukaryota, Metazoa, Arthropoda, Insecta, Diptera, Drosophilidae. The record is from RefSeq and is a predicted model, not a curated record. Bases 398 to 2845 code for a protein of 815 amino acids.
AUUAACCCACUAAAACCAAACACAACAAAAACAAACGACAAAAGAGUGAAAGAUAACAACAACAACGAAACGGCGGGGAGAGAGGAAAACAGAAGAGCGACAAAAAAGCAUAAGCACGCGCACUGGAGGGAGAUCUUUCUCGUUUCGCGCGCGGGAUAUAAAAACACAGCAACAUAUCCAACGCUAUCGCCCCACCGUAUUCCACGUAAAGGACAGGAAGGACGGCGACAGUGCAUCCUGUGCACCGCUCCCGAAGAUAUAUAUUCGGAGAUAGAGAAAGGUUUUUUCUCUCUGGAAUUCCCACAUUAUUUGGCUUUCAUGUGGCCGCCUGAUUUGGACGAUUGAUAGAAGAAAGCAAUCCAGGAACUGGAGGAUUGGUCAUUGGAUUGGAUUCACGAUGGCAUCAUCGAGAACUGAAGGUGGAAGUGGAACUAGAAAUAGAGCUGGUUCGAGCCGCUGGCUGAUAAACUUCCUGCUGGCAGUGGCCGCCCUACAUCUGGAAGAAGGAGGUGGAGCCCAUGCCUUGCCCAUCACAUCGCGUCCCAUCGAGGGCAAUGCCCAGCGGAUGGCCUGGGACGAGUGGCUGAGCCUGCCGCUGGAGCAGAAGAGCCUCGAGAAGGAGAAGAAGGUGACGGCCAAGUCGAUAUUCACGCUCCCCUUCCGCCACUGUCCGCCGGGGCAUACGCUCUACAACGAGCACUGCAUACCGCAGAUCAACAUCGAUCCCGCCGAUCUCCUCAAGCAGGAGCUGAUCUACGCCAAUGCGGGGCCUCCCGGCUCUGGCAGUCCCACGGCCAUCAUCACGGACUACGACUACAGCGAGGACGGCAGCGAGGAGAUAACCGGCGAUGAGCUGCUCUACGACCUGGAGCCACAGUCGCAGCAAUCAACAGGAGAGGGCGAGGACCAGGCCCUGCCCAGUGCCGAUGCCCCAUUGAAGUUUAAUAUAUUCGAAAAGAAGUUUCCCACGGGACCGGCCACCGGUGGGGAGUUCUCACCAGAGGAUUCGCCCGAGGAGGAGACAGCCAGAGUGCCACCAAUAAAUGUGGCCACAUCAACCACUAGCACCACCACCACCACGCCGAGACCCACGGCCACAGCGACUCCGCAUCCGCAUCCGCAUUCGCUUCCAAAUCCAAAGCCAACUCCCAGCAAUCGCAUUCCUGAAGGAACAGGAGGAGGAGGAGGAGGAGAUCUCCAGGCUGCUUCCAGCAAUGCGCUGUCCACGACAUCGUCCACCAGCAGCAACAUUGACAUUGGCAACAUUGCGGCAAUUGUGGUGCCAGCGGGGGGUCAGCCGACGCCCCAAGAUGCCUCCUCAUCAUCCGUUCUGCUGGUGACAAGCGCCCUGACGACUGCCGCUUCGAAUGCGGAUGCAAAUGAGAGUGAAAAAACGAAUGCGAACGCGAAUGGAAAUACGAACGGCAGUGGAAUGGGAAAGUUUAAGGUGAAUGGCAAUGCGGAGGCGGAGGCGGAUCUGGCUCAGCUGCUCAAGGUCGAUGCAUUUCUGCCGGCCUACGAGGGCAGCAGCAUCGAGCUGCUGCCGCCGCCGCCGCCCUUCAAUCAUCGUCGUGUGGCGCCGCCGUUAAGCGCCGAUCAAGAUGAUCCAGAUACAGAGCAGGAGAUGCAUAAGGAUAUGGAUAUGGAUAUGGAUGAGAGAACCACCACAGAUAUUGUGGAUGCAAAGGACGAGGUCACUACUGACACAACGGAGACCACCGCAACCACCACCGUUGUGGAGGCGGAGACAACAAUGGAGGAGUCAUCGUCAUCGUCGUCAUCAUCAUUACCAUCGCCAUCUCCAGCAUCUCAAUCUUCAGCACAGCAUCCGCAAGCGCAUCAGAAAGAAGAACCAGAGAUAGAUGAAGGUGGAAAUCGCCUGCUUUUGAUAAAAUCGAAAGUGCAACCGGUUCAGGUGACAGCAGCAGCAUCGGCAGCAGCGACAUCCACAACAUCCACACAGUCCACAACCACGACCACGACGAUUGCAGCUGAAACCCAAGAAGCUGCCGCCACCGAAGACGACCGGUUUCGUUAUCAGCAGAUCCCCAAAGAUGUGCCUGCCACAACAACCACAGAGAUUCCCACCACAACCACCUCCAGCAGCAGCAGGAGCAACAUCUUCAAUGGAGAGCACCCUUUGCUGGGGGAGUUGGCGGAGGCGGAGAGUGACAAUUUAAUGACAAAUACCAUUGGUAGUGAGAUUCAUGUUGAUGAGGAAUUGCGAAAAAUAAACGAACUGGUAAAGGAAACGCGGCGAUUUUUGCAACAGCAGCAGCAGCCAACAUCCAGCAGCAGCAGCAGCAGCACUGAGGCAUCAUCAACGACUUAUGCCACAGAAAGUACUACAAAUUGGUCAAAGCUCAUGCAACAAACUGCAGCUAAAGCAUCAACAGAGACAACUGCAAUAACAAGAGCUGCAACAGAGAGCACUACCAGCAAUGUUGCAGAUAGCACCAUAACAGCAGCAACAUCUACAACAGCAGCAACAUCACAUUUAAGUAUUAAUACAAAUCGUAGCAAUAGAAAUAGUAAAAUAAUUAGAGUAGCGCAAGCUGAAGAUGAUCUUGUAGCAGAUGAAACAACGACAGUGGCAGCACCAACAGCAACAUCCACAGAAGCAACAUCCACAGCAGCAACACCCAACAGCAGUAGCAGCAGCAGUAGCAGCAGUAAGGAUGAUGAUGAUGAAUAUACACCGUUCUGGUGGUUGCCGAAUAUUGGCUGGCGCCUCGAUCGCCAAGUCGACAGGAAUGGCGAGGAUCGGGCGCUGUUGUUGCGCUUCUUUAGCACAUUUCGAGCGGGCGAUGGAGCGAUGUCCUCCACGCUGCCACCGCGACGCUAACAGCCAACAGCUAACAGCCAACAGCUAGCAUCAGCAGUUGAGAGAGUAGAUAGGGCGAGAGAUCUGUGCUCCCUGUGGCUCUUGUAACCGUGAAGAGAGUCGCCUGGAGCAACAGUGUUGAUCAGCGCCGAGCAGGGUUGAGCAGCGCAGGGUGUAGUGUCGUGUGUCAGCAACAGCGUUUUCAAUUCGUGUUGAAGUCUGUCCCCAGUUGUUCGUUCACCUUUACACCAAAACCAAUCAACGGAUCCCCUUUGGAUCUUCUACUUUUUGUAUUCUUUUCUAUCUUUUGUAUAUCCCAGCCAGUCCUUUUAUGUUUUAGUCUUUUAUCAAUGCCAAAAUUCCCUAGAUCCCCCGAAUUUGUAAAUAGCAACAACAACAUUUGUUUCAUUAUUAUGAUUACUUCUUGAUUGGCAUUGUUUUUUCUUUACAUAUUUAAUUUCCCCUAUUUUUUUUUUGUGUUACAAUAUUUGAAAGUGCUGCAUGUUUUAAGUUGUUGAUUUAAUUUUAGUCAGAGGUGUUUUUUUUUUAUUACAAUAGUUUUAUAUGGCACUGCUGCUGCUGCUGUCGUUGGUGCCGCCGCCGUCGGAGAAACCUUAGCAAUAUUUAAUUGUGAUUAUUUACGGAAUAGAACCCCUAGACCUAAGAACCAUAUAAAUGUAUUUUGUAAAUCCAGCGGAGUGGAAUGGAAUCUAUCGAUGUAUUGUAUUUUUUUUUUAUGAACUAAUAUUAUUAUUAUUAUUAUUGUAUUGUAUAAUCCAGCAUUUGUUGUAGCUCUGUCUCUGUGUAUAUACAUUUAAUUUUAAAGAUGGUUUCAGGAUGCCACCACAAAGAUGUCUCUGUAUCUUCUUGCUAGCACUUAAGCGUACUAUUUAUGAUAUUCCCCCAACACACACCCACACUCGUAUUGUAAACCAAACUAAAAGCUAAACAAAACCCAAACUAAACGUAGUGCAUGUACAUAGGAAAUAGCGAUCUGCGUUCGUUUCGAUCGUCUUGCCCACAGGAUACAGUCCCUGUGUCCCCCUAUGUCUCUGUGUAUCUCUGUAUCUAUGGCCACGCAAAGAAAGUGUGAAACGAAACGAAAGAUGUGUUUUUUUUUUUUGUCUCAAUUGAAAUUCUACCAACAACCAAAGUUCUGAAGAAAAACAAAUACGAAAAAU